Molecule: messenger RNA, 1020 nt
Organism: Ramularia collo-cygni
Lineage: Eukaryota; Fungi; Ascomycota; Dothideomycetes; Mycosphaerellales; Mycosphaerellaceae
Product: probable CyPBP37 protein (protein binding to CyP41)
Exons: 5
Coding region: 1-1020 (339 amino acids)
Biological process (GO): thiamine biosynthetic process
Source: RefSeq, a predicted model, not a curated record
AUGUCUCCUCCCGCUAUGAUCUAUGAGCAGCCAUCCAGCGCUGGCAACGUUGUUCCAGUGGCUGCCUCCAAGCUGGCUGAUCUGCCCAACACUACUGCUGUUCCUGUCGGGGGUACCACCUCUGCUCAAACUAUUGCCGAGAUGGCCGGAAAGUGGAGCGAUUUCAAGUUCGCGCACAUUCGUGAGAGCCAGGUGUCUCGGGCAAUGACACGACGCUACUUUUCUGACCUGGACACCUACGCGGAAAGCGACAUUGUCAUCGUUGGCGCUGGUUCUUGUGGACUUUCGGCCGCAUACUGCCUGGCCAAAGCUCGUCCGGAUCUGAAGAUUGCCAUCGUAGAGGCAGGCGUCGCUCCUGGUGGCGGCGCUUGGCUUGGUGGCCAGCUCUUCAGCGCUAUGAUCAUGCGCAAGCCAGCUGAUGCAUUCCUCCGCGAGAUUGGGGUUCCAUAUGAGGAUGAAGGUGCCAGCUCGAACUUCGUGGUUGUCAAACAUGCCGCACUGUUCACCAGCACUGUUCUUUCCAAGGUCCUUCAGUUCCCCAACGUGAAGCUUUUCAACGCCACGACGGUCGAAGAUUUGAUCACUCGCACCGACGGCGCGGGCAACAUCCGUAUCGCUGGCGUCGUAACUAAUUGGACUCUGGUUUCUAUGCAUCAUGAUGACCAGAGUUGCAUGGAUCCCAACACYAUCAACGCUCCAGUGAUCAUCUCCACCACUGGCCACGACGGCCCUUUCGGCGCAUUCUGCGCUAAGCGCCUGGUCGCGAUGGGCGGACUUCCAUCCCUUGGAGGCAUGCGUGGGCUUGACAUGAAUGUCGCAGAGGAUGCAAUCGUCAAGGGUACUCGUGAGAUUGCCCCUGGCCUUAUCAUCGGAGGUAUGGAGCUUUCCGAAGUCGACGGCGCCAAUCGUAUGGGUCCCACCUUCGGCGCCAUGGCCCUCUCCGGUGUAAAGGCUGCGGAGGAAGCUUUGAAGAUCUUUGAGCAGCGCAAAGCGGAGUGCUCCGAAGGCGGGAAGUACUGA